Messenger RNA from Cucurbitaria berberidis CBS 394.84, 1534 nucleotides. Its product is annotated as cytidylate kinase. Gene Ontology annotation, molecular function: nucleobase-containing compound kinase activity; ATP binding; 5'-deoxynucleotidase activity. Bases 33 to 1178 code for a protein of 381 amino acids. Gene Ontology annotation, cellular component: cytoplasm. Gene Ontology annotation, biological process: nucleobase-containing compound metabolic process. NCBI's taxonomy places the organism in Eukaryota, Fungi, Ascomycota, Dothideomycetes, Pleosporales, Cucurbitariaceae. The record is from RefSeq and is a predicted model, not a curated record. The transcript has 6 exons.
AACAGUUUCAACCUGACCACAAACACGUCAAAAUGGAAAACGCAUAUUUCUUUCUCGAGAUUAUCGAGGAACUGAAGAAUAUUCCACGACGUGGCUGGGAAAUACGCAAUGUGCCUAAUCCUGAGAGUGUUAGCGACCACAUGUACCGCAUGGCGAUCAUGUGCUCUAUGGUAUCAGGGAUUGACGAAUAUACGCGGACGAGGGCAGUCGACGUGGCGUUAAUUCAUGAUAUGGGAGAGGCUAUAGUUGGGGACAUCACUCCUUCAGAUGGGAUAAGCCGAGAACAGAAGCACGAAAGAGAGGAGAUGGCUUUAAAGUUCCUGAGGUGCACUCUUCUUGACUCGCAUCCAGACCUAGCAAACUCGGUUCUAGAUCUGUGGUAUGAAUAUGAGGCCGGUGAAAGCAAGGCAGCAGUCCUGGUCCGACAGCUUGAUAAAUUGGAGUGCAUAAAUCAAGCAGUCAUCUACCAGCAAAGGACUGGAAUCAAUCUGGAAGAAUUCAUGGAUUUGAAGAAGGUUGUUACGAUGCCAGAACUAAAGCCGCUGCUGGAUGCGUGCCUGCAAAAGCACAAGGAGACGAAGAUGAGAAAAGAUAUGGAUCUCCUCGUGAUAUCUGUCUCUGGGGGCCCUGGCGUAGGAAAAGGAACGCAAUGCGCUCGGCUUGCUAAUGAAUUUGGGUUCCAUCACAUCUCAGUGGGAGACCUGCUGCGCGAGGAAGCGGCCCGUCCCACGUCACCUUAUCACGACUUCAUCCCUGAGAGUAUCAAAAAAUCAGUACUACUUCCCGCUCAGCUCACCACUCAGCUCUUGAGGCAAGCGAUGAGCAGAGCGCAGUCUGAAGGCAAACGCAAGUUUCUGUUGGAUGGAUUUCCUAGGAGUAUCUCGCAGGCUGUUGACUUUGAAUCAAAGAUCUGCAAAUUCCAAGCCACACUGUCCUUAGAAUGUUCCGAGGCAGAACUCAGGGAUCGCUUGCAGCGUCGCUCCGCGUUGUCAGAUCGGAUUGAUGACAACCCGGAUUCUGUUGUAAGGAGGCUUCAGACCUUCAACGAACACAACGCAGAAGUUCUCAAACACCUGCAAGCAAGUGGUCCGCUAUUUCAUAUUGAAUGCCGUGGCACAAUUGAAGAAGUGUAUAUGUCGACACGUACGAGAGUUCUUGAAAUCUUUGGAAUGGAAUAGUUGUUACGAGCAACCGAAAUUGACAGCGCUCACUGGUAUGAAAGGUUUGGUGUUAUCUUCGAACGCCGAGCGACAUAGAGAGAAAUCUACACUGGAUUCAUGCAUCCAAUUGUAUUGAUCCUUAGCUGGUCCAUUCGGUGGCAUCAAUGUUCUAACCGAGCCGAACUCUUCUGGGACCUCCUUCAUGCCCAGCCGCAAAUAUGCCAGGAGCAUAUUGCUCACGUACACGCUUUUGCUAACAAGUUCAGUAGCCUUUGUAGGAUGUCGCCACUGAUAUUUCUAGGCAUAUUGUAAGCAAGCGGUAUCAAAACGAGCAUAGGUUACAUACGUUGUCGUUUGUCAAUACCCAAUAUAGC